UCCCUCGCUCCAAUGAAAACCUUACAAAUUUUCAACACACCAAAUCUUUUGUUACUUACUUCUCACCAAAACUUGUCUACUUAACAAGCCUCCCCAAAUCUCACAAUUUCAUUCACAAGUCGGAUCUGUAAUAUCGUAGAAAACACACACACAAAAGUGAUCAUGGAUAAUAACAAUAAUCAACAAACGUUUUGGCAGUUCAGCGAUCAAUUGAGAGUCCAGACGCCGCACAAUCUUUCCUUAAACGACUCCAUCUGGAGCACCUACAAACGCACCGACGACCGUCGAAACUUCGACAUCCCCGCCGACAAAAACCCUAUCCAGUAUCCGAAUCAUAACAACAACAACAACAAGGCUACUUCCGACAACAACAACAACAACGCUGCUAGCUGGAACACCUGGAAGUCGAGCUCAAACGGUUUCGGACCCAUCGGCUCAAAGUCGACAUCCAACAACGUCAACUUCAACCACGCCGACAAAUUCAGCAACCCCUGGAAAUUCAACUCCGACGUCAACGGCGAUUUCAACAAGGGCAUCUAUUCCUCCUCUCCCAAGAGCUAUGGCUUAAAUUUCAAGAACAAGGGGAUCAUCGAUGACGAUCAUCAUUUCCACCAGAAAGCAGGAGGAGGGAAAAAGAACAGGAAGAAUCACAAUCAUCAGAAGAAUAAUAAUAACAAGGAAGAUGAUCACAAGAACAACAACAACGACAAGAGGUUUAAAACUCUUCCUCCAGCGGAGGCACUUCCCAGGAACGAGACCAUCGGUGGUUACAUCUUCGUCUGCAACAACGACACCAUGGAGGAGAAUCUCAAGCGCCAGCUUUUCGGGUUGCCUCCCAGAUACAGGGACUCCGUCAGAGCCAUCACGCCCGGUCUUCCUCUCUUCCUCUACAACUACUCCACUCACCAGCUUCACGGUAUUUACCAGGCCGCUAGCUUUGGUGGAACCAACAUUGAGCUCAGCGCCUUUGAAGACAAGAAAUGCCCUGGCGAGUCUCGGUUCCCUGCUCAGGUGAGGGCCAUCACGAGGAAAGUGUGUUUGCCACUCGAAGAAGAUUCCUUCCGUCCCAUUCUCCACCACUACGACGGCCCUAAGUUCCGCCUCGAACUCACCGUCCCUGAGGUUCUUUCUCUAUUGGACAUUUUUGCUGAGCAAAACCCUUGAAUUCGUUGGGUUUGGAUUUAAGAAAACAACAACAACAUGAAGACAGACUAAAGUUCCCUUUCAUCAUAUCCACAAAGAGAUAUUUAUACAUAUCAUCCCUAUAUAUGAGGAGUAUUAUUAGUAAUUGUCUCAAGAAAAUGGUGCUAGUUUAUUUUCUAUAAUAUUUACCAAGAGAGGAUGUUUUAAAUUAGAUAGGAGAUGGGCUAUGUUUCCGUGGGUGAGAUGAACAAAACAAAUCAUAUCUUUCACUUUGUGUUUGUGUAAAGUAAAUAAAGUUUCAUGUGUUACCCCCAAAACUGGCGUGAAUGAGAAGUUGAUCCAUGUAUGUAUUUAUUACAACCUUUGCUCUUCUAUUCCCAUAACCCCAUCUAUGAUAUUCAUA
Messenger RNA from Brassica rapa (field mustard), 1546 nucleotides. RefSeq names its product B2 protein. The record is from RefSeq and is a predicted model, not a curated record. NCBI's taxonomy places the organism in Eukaryota, Viridiplantae, Streptophyta, Magnoliopsida, Brassicales, Brassicaceae. Gene Ontology annotation, biological process: response to endoplasmic reticulum stress.